AUGCUAACCUUUUUCAUUAUUAUGGCUGCUAUCACAGGUCUUGGCUCAUUUUUAUUAUUUCUUUUAAGUGAACCAUUAUCUGAGAAUAAAUGUUAGUAUUAAGAUUAAUUGCUUUUGUUGAAAGUUUAAAAUAAGGACAUAACUGCUGAUGAAAUAAGCCUUGAAAAUGCACAAAAUUAAUAAGACUCUAAAAAUACUAAUAAUACUUCUUUGAUAAAUUCUCAGGGUAUUAAACUAAAUUUAGAAGAUAUCGAUUAAUAGCUUCUUGAUAGUUAAAUUAGUAAUAAUCAAAUGAACAUGAAUAGUCCUUCAUUACCUUUGUAAAAACCAUAAAUAAAAGAUGAAAUUCAGAGUUAAAAUUAAGAAUAAAAUUAAAAUGAUAAUCAUUAAAAAGCACAAACUACUAUAAUUUAGUCUUUGACUCAGACUCUGAGACUAUUUAAAACUAGAAAAAUGCUUAUACUAUGCGCAUAUAUGAUACAAGCAAGAUUCACUAACUCAUUUUCCACUGGCAUUUUCUUUCCAAUGCUAAAUAAUACACUUAAUAAAACCAUGUCAAGCAAACAAUCAUAUGAGUAUUCCAUGUUUGUCCUUUCAAAUUUUGGCCUUGGGGAAAUAUUUGGAGCAAUAUCGAUAUCAUUUGUGAUUAAAUACUACAAAUCUAACAAAUUUGGCGUUCUAUACCACUUAAUUCUAUCUACAGCUGGCUAUGGCUUUCUCAUCGCUUACUCAGUUAUCUAUGAGUAUAAUGCUUUAGCUUAUCUUUUUGCAUUUAUAUUUGGCAUGAUGGAUGGAGCCUCAUGCACUCACAUAGGUAUUAUAUGUGGAUUUGAAUUUGGCUAAUUAAGUGCCACUGCUAUGGGUGUAAAUUUCAUGGUUAAACCUAUAUUCGGUUUUAUUGUGUUUUUAGUUGAAGGUCAAAUAAAUGCUAACAGUAGCAUUGAACUAACUAUAUUUUACUCAGUAACCUAUGUCAUCUGUUUGAUCUUGCUUUUGAUAAUGCUGAUAUUUUUUCCUUUCAAACCUUAUAACUGA
Messenger RNA from Stylonychia lemnae, 1035 nucleotides. NCBI's taxonomy places the organism in Eukaryota, Ciliophora, Spirotrichea, Sporadotrichida, Oxytrichidae. The record is from the annotation of a GenBank genome assembly.